Fundulus heteroclitus (mummichog) is the source of this 1718-nucleotide messenger RNA. RefSeq names its product paired-like homeodomain 1 (gene pitx1). The record is from RefSeq and is a predicted model, not a curated record. Gene Ontology annotation, molecular function: RNA polymerase II cis-regulatory region sequence-specific DNA binding; DNA-binding transcription factor activity, RNA polymerase II-specific. Gene Ontology annotation, cellular component: nucleus. The transcript has 5 exons. The coding region runs from base 94 to 1110 and encodes 338 amino acids. NCBI's taxonomy places the organism in Eukaryota, Metazoa, Chordata, Actinopteri, Cyprinodontiformes, Fundulidae. Gene Ontology annotation, biological process: anatomical structure morphogenesis; regulation of transcription by RNA polymerase II.
GCAGCGCUGCGCAGAGAUAACCACACCGGCGGUUACCUUGGACGCAGCGUCUUACGCACAGACCGCGCUAUAUUGGAUUUAUUGGACACCUGCAUGGGACGCCGUGAGGCUUUUUCUCCCCUUUUAUUUCUGUCUUCUACUGGGAACCAACUGGCAUCUGGAAUGGAGCUGAAUCUGUCGAAGAAUGUAAUAUCCUGUGGGGACCCAGGUGGGAUGAAUUUGGACAGAAUCUCGGAGGCAGUGAGAGCCGCGCCGCCCCGUGACGUGGCCGCCGCGUUUCAUUUACAAAGACCUUCCGAGGGCAGCCGGGAAACUUUAGAGAACUCAAGCAGCGAGUCCUCAGACGCAGAACUGGCAGAAAAGGAGCGGAGCGCCGAGCACCGGAGCGAUGACGGGAACGCGGACGACCCCAAAAAGAAGAAGCAGCGGCGGCAGCGGACUCACUUCACCAGCCAGCAGCUGCAGGAGCUGGAGGCCACCUUCCAGAGGAAUCGCUACCCGGACAUGAGCACCAGGGAGGAGAUCGCCGUGUGGACCAAUCUGACAGAAGCCAGAGUGCGGGUGUGGUUCAAGAACCGCCGGGCCAAGUGGAGGAAGCGGGAGCGCAACCAGCAGAUGGACCUGUGCAAGAACAGCUACCUGCCGCAGUUCAGCGGCCUCAUGCAGCCCUACGACGACAUGUACCCGGCCUACACCUACAACAACUGGACCAACAAGGGCCUGGCCCCGGCGCCGCUGUCCACCAAGAACUUCACCUUCUUCAACUCCAUGAGCCCCCUCACCUCCCAGUCCAUGUUCUCCGCUCCCAACUCCAUCUCCUCCAUGAGCAUGGCCUCCGGGAUGGGCCACUCCGCCGUGCCCGGCAUGCCGGCCCCGGGCCUCAACAACAUCAGCAACCUGAACGGGAUCGGGACCUCCGGCAUCAACUCGGCCAUGUCGUCCUCGGCGUGUCCGUACGGGCCUCCCGGCUCGCCGUACAGCGUUUACCGGGACACGUGUAACUCCAGCCUGGCCACCUUAAGACUCAAGUCCAAACAGCACCCCACGUUCGGAUACAGCGGCCUGCAGAGCCCCGGCUCCAGCCUCAACGCGUGUCAGUACAACAGCUGACGGGCCGCACGGCGCCCCUGAAUGCCACACAUCCAGAUAAUAUUAUUAUUAUUAUUAUAAUUAUUAUAAAUGAACGGGCUACGGACAAACUGGAUCACUUGCGAUCAUUUUUUCCAUAAAAGAGAAAAAAUGGAAGAUGCGGGUUACGUGUUUACCGUUGAACUUGCACAGCAAUUUAAACAAACAGGUUGUUUUUUUUUUGGAUCUUUUUUUUUUAACAAUGAAGAGGUGUUACAUUGCUGCAUUGUACAUAUUUAAAUGUAAAUAUAUACACAAGUCUAACAUUAGAAGCAAACCGUGGGAUUCUUUUUUUUUUUUUUCUUACUGUAUACCGCUCUCUGUGCUGGUUUCUGGCUCCAUUUCGUGCCUCGCUAUGCUUCCGUUUCGUACCAAUGCACUUAAACCAUUCAAUUGUGGAGAUAAAUAAUCACAGGCAUCCUCAAAAUCCAUGUAUUAUUUAAUUUAAUCGUAUUAUGUUUUUUUUUUCUUCUGUAAAACGUUUCUCUGUGAAACGUUGCAUCUGUUCUCAUUUAUUCUAGCAGAGACUGAACGCCAGGGGUUUCCAUUUCGUACCUGGAAAAAGGCGGGGAAAUGGAAAAAUGUGUAUA